Molecule: messenger RNA, 1218 nt
Organism: Microsporum canis CBS 113480
Lineage: Eukaryota; Fungi; Ascomycota; Eurotiomycetes; Onygenales; Arthrodermataceae
Exons: 3
Coding region: 1-1218 (405 amino acids)
Molecular function (GO): metallopeptidase activity
Source: RefSeq, a predicted model, not a curated record
AUGAAACGAUUUUCGCUGAUACUGCUACUGCUUUGGUCUAUUACUGCUGCUGUAGCCGGCCCACUGGGGAAAUAUGGUCCCUAUGAUGAAACUACCGACUCUUUGAACCAUACCCUCUGGCCCGGAGUUCGAAUAGGAGGCGAUGGCAGCAGUUCCCAAUCGCUGAAGAUAUCAGAUCUCUUUCUAGAAGCAGACAGCAACUUUAAAGGAGGUUGUGCUUCCAAAUUGUCCGUACUCGACACAUGGUUAAAAGAGGCCAUACAGCUCCACAAUGCCUUAAUAAAGGCAUACAGCGAAUACAAAACAAAUCGGGAGUCCUUGAUAAUUUGGGUAGAGUUCUUUGGUAUCCGAGCUAACAGAGAUAUGUCCAUCUACGAAGAUGACGAGCCACUCUGGAAAACCAUUGGAGACCACAUCUCACGCGUCUCCGAAUUUCUUGCGGGGGCGGGUCUACGGAAUCCUGUGAAGCCAGGAGAGAAGCCUCGCAUCUUUUGCUCGGAAGAUGCGGGUGAAUAUGCCCCAUGGGAUCAACCCAUCAAGGACGAGAAUGGAAAAGAAAUACCUUAUGCAAAAGAUGAGAACACCGGAGAGGUAACUAAAUAUUGGACAGUUGGCGAAGUUUUCGUGAUACAAAAGAAUAAGUACGCUGAUGCGGCAGCCUACUGGAUGAGAUCAUAUAACGGUUACGCCUUCGUUAGGGGUGCGCUCUGCACGAAGACUGAAAAUAAAAUGGAUUACGCCAAAACCUCCGCCAUCCCCCCUAUACCUUAUACCGAAGGCGAAGAGCUAUACUUUGGCAAAGCCAAUAGGUAUAUCUUGUUUUGCCCGCUUGCCUUUGAUGCACCGUCAGGCAAACCGCAUUCCUUGUCAUCUCUUGCGGAUGCCGCAUCGUCCGCCAACUACCCCUCAGGCGCAGGAACUCCCAAGUUGGAUGGAAUAUUGCCUCGUAGCGCUACACUCUAUCAUGAGCUGUAUCAUCUGACGGAUAAUGGGGAUACGUCAGAUCCUUAUUAUAUGUUAGAUUCCCUCUUACGGGCCGCACAAGCCAGAUUAGUGCCGAGCCCCAGCAGCGAAACUGAAAAAAUCGCGAAAAACCCCGAGACCUAUGCCUUUGCUGCGAUGGCCGCGUACAUGAACCAAAAUCCACCCGAAGGCCACGAUCGCAUCAUUUAUAUUGGCGGCCUCCCAUUCAAACCUGAAGCAAUCUUUAAAUCCUAG